AUGGUGUUCUCGAGCCAGACCGGCGCCUUCUCCCCCUCGCAGUUCACGCCCUCGAGCACGACGCCUCUGACCGUGAAGCAGAUCGCGGCCGCGCAGCUGACCGGCGCCGACGAGGAGGGCGUGCCCUUCGUCGUUGACGGCGUCGAUACGUCCAAAAUUAGGGUCGUGGGGAUGGUGAGCGGGAAGGCCGAGAGGGCGACGGACGUGACGUUCACAAUUGACGACGGCACUGGCCGCAUCGACUUCAUCAGAUGGGUGAAUGAUGCUGCAGAUUCUGCUGAAACCGAUGCUAUUCAGAAUGGUAUGUAUGUUUCCGUCAUCGGUACCCUCAAGGGACUCAAGGACAAGAAGCGUGCUACUGCUUUCUGUGUCAGGCCUGUAACUGAUUACAAUGAGGUCCCGCUGAUGACCAGCGGAACAAAUGGAUCGGUGACUGAUUUGUAUACGCAGGUGCUGAAUGUUUUCAGUGAACCAUCUGAGAGUGAUCAUGGUGUGCAUAUUGAUGAAAUCGCCAAGCGACUCGGACUACCAGUAAGCAAGAUAGUGGAUGCUAUCAAUUUUCAUGUCGAUUAUGGGCACAUCUUCUCCACGAUUGAUGACUUCCACUACAAGUCAGCAUACAUCGACUGA
Messenger RNA from Lolium rigidum, 630 nucleotides. RefSeq names its product replication protein A 32 kDa subunit A-like. The record is from RefSeq and is a predicted model, not a curated record. The coding region runs from base 1 to 630 and encodes 209 amino acids. The transcript has 7 exons. Gene Ontology annotation, biological process: double-strand break repair via homologous recombination; DNA replication; nucleotide-excision repair. Gene Ontology annotation, cellular component: DNA replication factor A complex; chromosome, telomeric region; site of double-strand break. Lineage: Eukaryota; Viridiplantae; Streptophyta; Magnoliopsida; Poales; Poaceae. Gene Ontology annotation, molecular function: nucleic acid binding.